AUGGUAGGAAAAAGUAGGAAGGAUUGGUCGGAAAAGCUAGACGAUGCAUUGUGGGCAUUCCGCACCGCUUACAAAACACCGUUAGGAACCACGCCCUUCAUGAUUGUGUAUGGCAAAGCGUGCCAUCCUCCGGUAGAGUUAGAGCACCGAGCACUAUGGGCUUUGAAAACCGUUAACCUUGACCUUACCAAAGCCGCAAGGAGGAGAUUCUUUCAAAUCCAUGAAUUAGAGGCCAUUGGAGAUGCCGCCUAUGAACGAUCUUGGAGUAUCAAAGAAAAGACUAAGGUGUUGCAUGAUAGGAGGUUGCGACAGUUGAAGGAGUUUAAGGUAGGGGAUAAAGUGAUUUUGUUCAAUUCGAGAUUGAAAUUGAUAGCAGGGAAGUUGAAAUCGAGAUGGACCAGACCAUAUGUGGUAAAGGAGGUGUUUCCAUACAGUACCAUCGAGUUGUAUGACGAAGUUGAUAAAGGUUCGUGGAAGGUAAAUGGUCAUCGAUUGAAACAUUACUUAGGAGGUCCUAUUGAUACCAUCGAGGACGAAGAAAUUCCUCUAGAGGACCCACCCACCUUCAUAGAAUAG
Helianthus annuus (common sunflower) is the source of this 576-nucleotide messenger RNA. RefSeq lists its product as uncharacterized. Lineage: Eukaryota; Viridiplantae; Streptophyta; Magnoliopsida; Asterales; Asteraceae. Bases 1 to 576 code for a protein of 191 amino acids. The record is from RefSeq and is a predicted model, not a curated record. The transcript has a single exon. Gene Ontology annotation, molecular function: nucleic acid binding.